AUGAAUCCAUCUUCUCCAACAUGCUCUCCACAGAGUUCCCCCAAUCCCGAUCUAAGCACACUCAGCCAUCGUCCAAGCCCGCGUCAGCAGAGCUCAAACACACCACCUAACAGCUCCGCAAACCCCCCGAUUCCAGAUGACGACCAUGGCGCGGAUCUUCCGAUGAAUAUGUCAGCAUCGGUCAUGCUGACCAAUUUACCCCUUGAUGCGCACCAGGCACUCGCCGACGUGGAGAGUAUUGAUUCGGGGAAAGUUACUGUUCGCUUCCAACCUCUCCCGUCAGCCCCAAUUUUGAAAAACCGGGUGUUCAAGGUUAGCGCUUCGCAGAAAUUCGAAACAGUUGUCAAGUUCCUGCGCAAGAAGCUGGACUGUAAAGAGACCGAUUCUGUCUUUUGUUAUGUUAACAGUGUGUUUGCGCCCGGGCUAGACGAAGGCAUGGGCGGAUUAUGGAGGUGUUUCAAGACGGACGACCAAUUGAUUGUCGCGUAUUCAAUGACCCCAGCAUUUGGCUGA
Messenger RNA from Penicillium egyptiacum, 513 nucleotides. NCBI's taxonomy places the organism in Eukaryota, Fungi, Ascomycota, Eurotiomycetes, Eurotiales, Aspergillaceae. The record is from the annotation of a GenBank genome assembly.